AUGGAUAUUCGGGACUACUGUUUGUCAGCUGCAGGGUUUUGCAAUUUUUACGUUUGCAAUGUCUUCUCUAAAUACUAUGGGGAUUAUUGCAAUCAGCCGAUAUUUUUGCGUAGUAAAACCAACGAGGUACAUUGUUUUAUUCAGAAAACAAAGAAUUUUGUUGUACACUGCGGCAGUAUGGUUUAUGGCUCUCAUUGGCUCAGUGCCUCCCCUAAUUUUUCAGACAGGCGAUACACUUUCCAACCAGGAAAAGCAAUGUGCAUGUACCCAUUCCAAACUAACAUUGCUUAUACCGUCUUCAUCGAAUGUGUGUUUGUCGCUGCGCCCUUUACACUCAUCACUUUCUGCUACGCCAAAGUGUUCUACACAGUUUCAAGAUCAAAUCGUGUUUUCACGCAAGAAAAUAACCCUGAACAGCUGAGAGCAAACGUCGAAGAAGUCGAAGUCAAAGUGACCAAGACAUUAGACUUGGUCAUGGCCAGUUCCCCCUUAUGUUGGCUUCCUAUCUGUAUUAUGGAUUACAUCGACGCAGCACGCGGGGAGCCCACUUUGCCGCGACAGGUAUAUCUUACUUACGGGUUUCUGGCCUACCUAAGUAGUACAAUCAACCCCUUUAAAUAUGGCGCUACCAAUAGGCGCUUCAGACGAGAGUACAAGACCAUUUUGAAAAAGAUAAGUUUGAUCUUUACUUUUGGUCGUUGCAGU
This is a messenger RNA of Porites evermanni, 705 nucleotides long. Lineage: Eukaryota; Metazoa; Cnidaria; Anthozoa; Scleractinia; Poritidae. The record is from the annotation of a GenBank genome assembly.